This is a messenger RNA of Magnolia sinica, 1125 nucleotides long. RefSeq lists its product as uncharacterized. Gene Ontology annotation, cellular component: mitochondrial matrix. NCBI's taxonomy places the organism in Eukaryota, Viridiplantae, Streptophyta, Magnoliopsida, Magnoliales, Magnoliaceae. The transcript is spliced from 2 exons. Bases 85 to 768 code for a protein of 227 amino acids. The record is from RefSeq and is a predicted model, not a curated record.
ACACGUGUGCCGUACGCAGCUGGCCGGGCAACAAUACCAGCACCCCCUUCUCCCACACCGAAGCAGAGAGAGAGAGAGAGAGAGAUGUGGAAGCGGGCCUUGUCGGCAGGGUGCCUGUGCGCCCUACGCCCCCAGCUCACGUUAGCGAGGAGGCACGCAUCCAGCACAAGUAGCGUCUCCUCCGCUGUGGACUCCAUCCUCCUCCGUUCCCUCAAAGAGCAUUACCUUGAAGUCUCCAAAAUGUCGCCGCCUCCAAAGGUAAACCCUCCGUCUCCUUUCUCUGUCGUGAAAGGCGCGCUCGACAACGACGGUCCGGUCCUCCGUCGAUCCUAUGGCGACGAGGAGAUCACCAUCUCUGUCAUGAGACUGGCCAGCAUCAUCCCCGGUGGCGGUGAUGACGAAGACGAUGACGGCAUUAAUCAGCUUUUCCUUCAUGUCGACAUCUCGAAGCCUGGGCGGAAGGAAAGGCUCCACUUCUUGUGUGGUCUCUAUCCCGACGCAAUGGGAAUUCACUCCAUUUCCAUGCGCCCAACACUCAAGAAUUCCUCCUCACAAUUCGUCCGCGUUCCGUCCACGUAUCAAGGCCCUGCUUUUCAAGAUCUUGAAGAGAAGAUGAGGGAUGCCCUUCAUGGAUUCAUGGAGGAGCGUGGUCUGAACGAAAGCCUCUUUCUAUUUCUUCAAGCAUGGCUUUAUGUGAAGGAUCACCGGAAUCUGAUGCGGUGGUUCAAAACUGUGGGAACCUUCAUCAAUGAGCACAAGGCAGUUUGAACUGGCGCAUGUUUUCCUUUAACUCCAAUCCUCAAUACAAAUGAUCAUUGCUCUCCUCAGUGAGUGUUCUACUUCUUCAGAAAAAAAUGCUCUUCAAUUUUGGUAAGUGUAGCUUGGGUUUUAGAUCUUGAAAUCAAAUUGUUAAGAUGAAGCACAUGUUUUUACUAGUCUAUGAGGCACGGCUUCUUAUGCAAAUGGUCUUUCUUAUGCAUUGCCAGAAAUAUCUAUUUCACUGUUUCAUUACAUUUGUGUGGAUGGCAAGAGAAGUUUUGCUCCAAUUUGCAGUAGUUGAAAUACAUGUCUCAGAGGUGUUUCUAUAUGAGAUAGAAUAUUUAAAUGAAACUGACAGCUUGAUCA